Molecule: messenger RNA, 2140 nt
Organism: Xiphophorus maculatus (southern platyfish)
Lineage: Eukaryota; Metazoa; Chordata; Actinopteri; Cyprinodontiformes; Poeciliidae
Gene: dhrs7b
Product: dehydrogenase/reductase 7B
Exons: 7
Coding region: 112-1035 (307 amino acids)
Cellular component (GO): membrane
Molecular function (GO): oxidoreductase activity
Source: RefSeq, a predicted model, not a curated record
UGCGGAUUGUUUUCAACCAAACAGGAAGUGAUCUGUUUUACUCGCACACACCUCGCGCUCUGUAGCCCUCGAAAUCAAUCCAGGAAGGGUUAUCGUCAGACAAAGUGCACCAUGGGAGGAGCAGUGCUUCCUCUGGUUAUAGCAAGUGUGGGAGUGUUGCUGCUGCUCCAGCUACUUCUCCGCCUCAGACGGGGAGCAUCCGUCCAGGGUGCGGUCGUGGUCAUCACAGGAGCCAGUUCUGGGCUUGGAAGAGAGUGUGCACGAGUCUUCCACACUGCAGGCGCUCGGCUUGUGCUGUGUGGAAGAGACGCAGCUCGCCUGCAAGAGGUGGUGCAGGAGCUUAGGGGAAACUCAGCAGACGGUCAGCGCCAGACUUUCGCUCCCAGCACUGUUGUCUUCGACCUGGCCAAAGCAGACUCUGUGGGAAAAGCUGCCGAGGAGAUCCUAAAAUGCUACGGACAUGUAGACGUCCUCAUUAAUAAUGCAGGAAUCAGUUACCGUGGCAACAUACUGGACACCCACAUGUCUGUUCAAAGAGAUGUUAUGGAAACCAAUUACUUUGGUCCCAUUUCUCUCACUCAAGCUCUCCUGCCCUCCAUGGUUCAGAGGCGCAGCGGCCACAUCGUUGUCAUCAGCAGCGUCCAGGGAAAGAUAGGCAUUCCUUACAGAUCUGCUUAUGCAGCAUCUAAGCAUGCCACUCAGGCCUACUUUGACUGCCUGCGGGCAGAGAUGGGACACCUGGGUAUCCCAGUAACGGUGAUCAGCCCCGGGUACAUCAGAACCAACCUGUCGGUCAACGCUGUAACUGGAGAUGGAUCCAUGUAUGGAGUUGUGGAUAAAACCACGGCGUCGGGUUGGGACCCCAGAGAUGUGGCACACGCGGUUCUGAAGGCCGUCCGUCUGAAGAGCAAAGACGUGGUUUUGGCCGGACCCCUGCCCACCGUGGCCAUCUAUCUCCGUACACUGUGGCCCACGCUCUUCUUCAAACUCAUGGGGUCGCGGGCUCGCAAAGAGCAGAAACGCAAAGACGAGUGAUGCGGCAGCUAAAAGGGAUUACGUACGAGUGAGUCGGGCCAAACUGGGACUCUGGACGCUCGAGGUCAAACGGAUUUAAAGUGGACAGAGUGAGCUCUUUGGUAAUUCUUCACACUGCUGGACCCGGUUCCGGGUCUCGCAGAAACCAGCGUGUUUUUUGCAUAUUGUGGGAUUACGGCUAAAAUGUUCUGGAACUAAUCAGGUGAGGCCGGCUGCUUCCUGAUAGAAAUGACGUCCAAGUAUGACCAGAAAUCUGUUUCAAUGUCAUUUGUAAAUGCCACAUCAUUAUUUAUCAUAAACAGAAGUAUUAGAGACCAAAUGAAACAGGUGAUGUGAUAUCAACUGCUUGCAGUUUUGUUAAAUGACUAAAUAAUCUGAUCACAAUGGAUAAAAAUCCUCCAUGUUUUGGUUCUGACCCCAUCAGCUUAGCUUUCAGGGAUUCGUUUUAAACAAAAGUCAUACUGUGCUUUUCAGACAUUUUCUCCUUAAGGGAAACACUGUUUAUCUCCAUUUCCUGUUUAACCACAAUAAUGCAUUUUUCAGCCUCCUGCAUUCAGUACAUUUCUGUUGACUUACUGUUAUCUUCCAAUGUGCAUACAAUUUGGAGGUGUGGGCGCACAGAUCUAUGGGGAAAGCAUGCUAGUCAUACAACUAUUCAUUACUGCAAAUUUGAAUUGGUGUGGUGAGAAAGGCUUGUAGGUAAAUGAACGUUUUUACAACUUAAAGUUCACCUAAAUCAAAGGUGUUUUAGUAUUUACGGCAGAUCUAUGGAUCAGUGAAAAAGUCGAAAAACUUGAAACUGCCAUCAACAUCCCACGACUGGGACAAUUAGCACAAGAAACGACAAGCAGAUGUUGCAUCUAUCUUUAUACACUGAAUAAAAACAGCUCUUACAAAACUUAAAACAGGUUUAUCCUUUUAAGAUGACACCUUAAUAUUAAGUUAAACAGAGAAAAACACUUUAAGAAAUGUUAAUAAAUAGUCCAAAUAUCAUUUUUUUCAUUAUGUUACACAGGCGCAGAGAAUAUUGGAAAUAACAUUUGUACAAAUCCUUCAACAGAAAAAGACAAAACGUUCCAGAUUAAAAUACAAAACCUGCCAUUUA